AUGAGUACGCUAUUAAAUGGAACUGCCUUCAUCACUGGUUCCGGAAGCGGAAUCGGACAAGCUUGUGCCGUCGAAUUUGCUCGGAGUGGAUGCACCGGAAUGCUCAUCACUGAUAUCAAUGAAGUGGCGCUGAAACACACUGUCAACUUGAUCUCUGAGACAAACUCCAACAUCGAGGUUUUGACGGAGGUAGCUGACAUCACGGCCGACGACGUUGCAGAACGGUUGGUUCAAAGAAUAGUAUCGCGCUUCGGGCGACUGGACUAUGCAUUAAACGUAGCAGGUAUUUCUCUCCAAGUCGCUGUCAAGGAUGAAGCUGAUGGACAGAGUCCAGGCAUUAUCGGAAAACAAGCCCCGAUUCAUAAGUUGGAUCUCAGCACCUAUAAACAAGUUAUGGAUGUUAACGCAGAGUCGGUUUGGCUGUGUGAGCGUGCUGAGGUUGCUCAGAUGAUGAAACAAAGCCUUGGGCCUACGCACGACGGAAGACCAGGCUGUAGAGGCGCGAUUGUCAACAUUGCAUCUAUAUGUAGCAUGAUCGGAAUGCCCAACUCUACUCCCUACACCAUGUCUAAACACGCUGUUCUCGGCAUGGUGAGAUCGGACUCCACGACAUUCGCUAGCCAAGGGAUUCGAGUCAAUGCAGUUUGUCCUGGGAUCAUUGAAACUCCGAUUAUCAAUCCAGGUGCUGCGAAGUUUGCUCUGGCGUAUGUCGAACAGUUCACCGCCAUGAAGCGCCUAGGAACAGCACAAGAGGUUGCAGAUGUUGUUGCCUUCCUUUGCUCCAGCCGAGCAAGCUAUGUAUCUGGUGCAGGCUUCUUAGUUGAUGACGAAGUCAAUGAGCACACGAUCCAAAUGACCAACGGCAUUUUGUGGGCUGGCUCGAGCAUCAGGGAAGGAAGCUCGCUUCCAGACAGCACUUUUAACGAAUGGUAUAGCAAAAUCCACAUUCCAGACAUUUUGGAUACUGGCAAGGUCGAUUUUGCCAUUCGUUUCAAGGCCUUAGAUGCAUCACGGCAACAUAAAUAUAUGACUGUCUACGAUGUUCCCGAUAUUAACAGCCUGCAAAGCGAUGAAAUCAUGGGACUUUCUGUUGUGCACCCAAUUCCUGGUGACUAUGAUGUUGCCAGCGCUCUCGAAAUUGAUUUGAGGGCAUAUGAGAUUGUGCAAACGGUCGAAAGUGCGAAUGCAAUUGGGAGACAAAGUCGAGGAUUAGUUACAACAUGUGUGGACGUUCCUGCCGAACUUGACCAGGAAUUCAACGACUGGUUCAAUCAGCAGCAUCUAGGUAAUGCAUAG
Molecule: messenger RNA, 1296 nt
Organism: Exophiala oligosperma
Lineage: Eukaryota; Fungi; Ascomycota; Eurotiomycetes; Chaetothyriales; Herpotrichiellaceae
Exons: 9
Coding region: 1-1296 (431 amino acids)
Source: RefSeq, a predicted model, not a curated record